UGGACGUAUACCAUAGCGUGUAAGGCGGAAAUUUGAAUGAUAGUGACUAGUACACAUCAAAAAUUUUCGGUUUUAAAGGCAGGAAAGUAGAAGAGAUUAUUGUGUGCCGACUACCUCCUAUACAGUGCGUUAGAUAAAUGCAAAUACUGUGAAAAGUGGCAGCCCAGCUAUUUGCUCAAAUCGGUGUGGCACGAGUUUUUGUUCGCAUGUUACUACCUUGCGCAAGAGAACAUCGACCAUGCAUAUGUUUAUGGCAAGCCUUAGUUUGCUCUAUAUCUACUGGAUUACAACGACUGUUUUGCCUAAACAGUCACAGCGUGAACAGAUUUUUGUAAACACAUCGAACGUCAUUUUUAUUACCGACAGGGAAUACCUCAGUAUUGCCAUAGACACUGCCCUUAUACGCAACGGAUGGGUGCGACGAAAUCUUUGUUCCAGGGAAUUAAUUGCUCUCACAAGGCCACUUGCACCAGCAUAUCUCCGAAUGGGAGGAACUGCAGCAGAUCAGCUUAUUUUUGUACCAAAUGAGGAAACGAAUCAAGAAGAUUUAUUGUUAUUGAAGCCUUUGGUGGAUGCUAAAGCAGAACAUGUGGAUUAUUGUGAUUAUGGCUACCAUUGUAACCGUAAUAUCUCGGAUACAUUCAAUAUGACAGUGGAAGACUGGUUGACAAUGAAUCGUUUUGUUAAAGAAACUGAUCUGCGGCUGUUGUUUGACUUGAAUGUGUUGUUGAGGCAUAACAACACGUGGGACAGUACAAAUGCAAAGAAGUUGUUAACUGUAUCAACAGGUUUUGCUUGCAAUGUUUCAUGGCAACUUGGAAAUGAACCAAAUUCAUUCAAACAUGUUUUUGGUGUCAACAUAUCAGCGAAACAGCUUGGGAAGGACUUUAAAGAACUUCGUCGAUUGCUGGAUGAAUUUCCUUCCUGCUACAAGAACUCUAAUUUAGUGGGACCAGAUGUGACUAGACCUAAACUACUUCAGUUGCCAUCUGCUAGUUUUAUGCACAAGUUCUUGAAGGCUGCUAAUGGUACUGUCCGUGCUGCUACAUUUCACCAGUAUUAUGUGAAUGGUAGAACUGCAAAGCUGAGCGACUUUCUUAACACAAGUGUGCUAGAUCAACUUGAGGAUGAAAUCAAUGUAAUGAAAUUGGCUGUACAUACUGUGGACAAUAGUUUACCACUAUGGUUAACAGAGACGAGUUCAGCAUGGGGUGGUGGUGCCAAAGGCCUUUCUGACACGUAUGCUGCAGGCUUCAUGUGGCUAGAUAAACUAGGACUUGCAGCUAAACUUGGAAUCAGUUUGGUCAUACGGCAGACCUUAUGUGGUGGCCAUUAUUCUCUAAUUGAUUGUGAUAAAUUUGAACCCCAUCCAGACUGGUGGCUGUCUGUGUUGUUCAAGAAACUUGUUGGACAGAAGGUAUUUUCUGUAAAACAAACAGCUUCUGACUCAGUCAGAAUGUAUGCUCACUGUGCAAAUCCUGAUGCUGGUGAAGGAUCAGUAACAUUAUAUGGGCUUAAUACUGGGAACGAACCUGUAUGGUUAAAUAUCAAAGGCUUAAAAGGACCUGCAAAUGCAUAUAUACUUAGCAGUGACAAUGGUCUUCGGUCCAGGUCAGUUUUGCUUAAUGGAAAGACACUUCAGCUCAAUAAAGACAGAACCCUGCCACCAGUAAUUCCACUCAACGUAAGUCUGGACGAGGCAAUACUGAUCCCAGGAUUUUCUCUUGGUUUCUGGGUUACUGCUGUCUACAAAGUUCAAGAAUGCUAUAUGCUGUACCUUUCAAAUACUGAACCUUACAUUUUUUAGAAUAUCAGCAUGUGUGCUGAAAAUACUUAAGUACUGUAUUUACUUGCAUAUAAAAGUUCCAAUGAAAUGUAUUACUUGCAGUAUGGUUAUAUAAAUGCUGCAAAGGAUUCUAGGAAAAUAGUUUUUUAAACAUACGUACAGUAUAAAAAUAUUUCAUCUUUGAAGACUGUUGAAUUGCCUUCCUGGACAAAGCUCUUCACUUUCUGUAUCCAACAGAUGUUUCACAGCAGUAAUCUCAAUGCAAAUCAUUCUACCAUAUGUUAUUUUCAUACUUAACUUACUGCAAGUGGAGUUAUAGUCCAAAAAAUACAACUGUUCCAGCAGUUAACUUUAUUAGUGCAAUUAAUCAGUGAUGUGUACCGUAUGUACAUUAGUGUAUAGCAUAUGGCUGUACAAUGAUAUUAUACGAUGUAUAUUCUGAAAUGUUGAGAAACAUUUGAUUCACCUAGUGAGUUGCUGUAUUAUCAAUAUAUUUACCAUAAAACAGUAAUUAUGUGUCUUUGUAGCCUUGCUGAAUUUGAUCAAUUGAUUUAUUGAUCCAUGUUUAAGCAUUUUUCAUGCAAUUGAUGUCAUCAUUUUACAUACAUUAUAUAAUUACAAAAUAAGUCGUACAUUUUUAACAUUCUGAAUGAGUAAAUAUGUUUUAUAAUGCACAUGUUUAGUAGUCAUUAAACAUAAAUUGUUGUGCAGAAUGACAAAAGGAGAUACUGUAUGUGUAACACAAUAUACAUACUAAGAAAAAACAUUUUAACGAAUAUAAAUGAGACAGGCUUAAUACAUGUUAACCAUUGGGGAAAAUGCAUUAUGUAAAUAAAGCAUAACAGCAUGGUACAAUAACAUUUUCAGAAGAACUUAUGAAAUAGGGUGGUCAUGUCAUACAGCAGUUAACUAUUGAGUAAAAAUACAUUAUGUAAAUAAAGCACAACCGCAUGAUACAAUAACAUUUUCAGAAGUGCUCAUGUAAUAUGGUGGUCAUGUCAUACAGCAGUUUUAAUAGAUUAGAUCAUUUUUAUUACAUACUUUAAAUUCUUCUAUUGUAUAGAAUGCCUUUUGUCCAAGCCACCUUUUUGUAAUAUUUUUGAAGACAUUCAGUGAUACAC
Messenger RNA from Schistocerca americana (American grasshopper), 2907 nucleotides. Its product is annotated as heparanase-like. Gene Ontology annotation, molecular function: hydrolase activity, acting on glycosyl bonds. NCBI's taxonomy places the organism in Eukaryota, Metazoa, Arthropoda, Insecta, Orthoptera, Acrididae. The transcript is spliced from 8 exons. Bases 239 to 1807 code for a protein of 522 amino acids. The record is from RefSeq and is a predicted model, not a curated record. Gene Ontology annotation, cellular component: extracellular matrix; membrane.